AUGUCAAUACCUCCUGUUAAGGGUACUAAUUAUUUAACAACAAAUAUAAUUCCUAUUCUUCAGCGCUACAAAAUAAGAACUGAUCCAACUACACUCCAAAUUAAAGGGAUUAAUUCUAAUUUUGAAAAAGGAACAAAAUAUCUUUUUGUUCAAGUUAGUGAUGGAACAACUUUUUGUUCAUGUUAUUUAGAUUGCUCUAAUUACCAAGAAAGAAAAAAUGUAAAUUUAAGUAUUCAUGAUCUUAUUGAAGUUGGUUCUGUCAGUUCUGAAAAAGUGUCUGGAAAAGAGCUUUUAACUCUUCAUGACUUUAAAAAAAAGGGUCAUUGCAAUCUGCUAGGAAAUCCUGUUCCUUUUGACCCUUUAAAACAUAAACCUGAUACAGGGAUGACAAAGAAACAAAAAGAAGUUCCUAACACAACAAAAAAGAGUACAUAUACUCCCCAAAAACAAAUAAAUAGUCCAAUUGAAAAAACAAUACCUAAAACGACAACAACAAACCAUCCAUAUUCUCCUACAUUUCAAACACCAUUUUCUGGGAUUCCUCAAGGUGAUGUCUCAACAAUAAGUAAUUCAGCUUCUAAUAAUCAUUUGACUAGAGACUAUAGAAUAAAAGGAAAUACACCACCAACUGAAGGCUCUUUUCAAGAGGUUAUUGACCAAUUAAGAGAUCAAUUAAAAAUGAAAGAAGAAGAAAUAGCUUAUACAAAAAAUAAAAUUAUGUGGUACAAUGAUAUGUUAAAUAUUCAAGACCAACGUUACAAGGAAUUAGAAAAUAAUUUAGAGUAUGAAAGAAAAAGAACAAAAUCCGCUAACGAAAAUGAAAGUCAAAGUAAGAAAGAAUUGGCAAAAAUGAGUUCAGUGUUAAAAAGGUAUCAAGAAGAAAAUACACAACUAAGAAAUUUACUUCAAGACAACGAUAGAAAAAUUCAACAUAUUGAAAGUUAUAAUAGUCAAUUAAAAGAAGAAAUUCAAACCAAAGAAGAAAAGAUUAAACAAUUAGAAGAAACUUUAAAUGACAGAAAAAUGAUAAUAGAAGGUACCUUUGAUUUAAAUUAA
Molecule: messenger RNA, 1056 nt
Organism: Entamoeba histolytica HM-1:IMSS
Lineage: Eukaryota; Evosea; Mastigamoebida; Endamoebidae
Exons: 1
Coding region: 1-1056 (351 amino acids)
Source: RefSeq, a predicted model, not a curated record